AUCGAAGGAAGUAUUAGGAAUUUGGCGUGCUUCGCUAAUCCAAGUUUUUCUGGCGCCGCUCAACCAAUGUUCGUUGGGUAUAUAUACAGGUUACAUCUAUGUUGGAAUGCAUCGUUAUAUUGUGGUACCAACUUUGCCUAGGAAGACUCUUCUUCCACACCAACCGCUUUACUCGCAUCCGCUUUUUAUUGCAGAGCCAACAAAUCAGCCUUUCACUGAACCGCCUAAUCAAAAAGUAAGUGGAUAAGUUUGUUCCAAAGUAGUUCGAUCCUGAUAGUCUGGGUACAGACAUGUCACAAACACCUCUUCGCGUCGGUAUUGUCGGUGCAGGCGUUGCCGGACUAUACUCCGCCAUGCUUCUGCGUAAGCAUGGCCACAUAGUCCACAUCUUCGAGGCGAGCAAUCGCGUUGGCGGACGUAUCUACACCCACCGCUUCAAUACCCAGGAGGACCAGUACUUCGAGGCCGGAGCCAUGCGCCUUCCCGACUCGUCUUUCCAGAAAAUUGUAUACGACCUCAUCGACCACCUCAAUACAUCCCCUUCUUUACCCGAACACAUGCGAAUCAAGCGAAUCCCGUACAUUUUGAACAGUCCCGGCAACUUUGUUCACAUCAACGGUCGUCGUUACACUAACGACACCCUGUCUACUGCUUCUGCGGCCGUUAUGACACCCCGUGCGCUCGACUGGGAAGUUCCCGCUGAAUACCUUGAUAAAUCAGCCGGGGACCUCCUCAAUGCAGCUCUCGAACCCCUCGUGAAAGAGCUGCGAGUAGACUUCGAGCAGGGCUUCCAGAGUUUGCUCCGUUUUGAUCAUAUGUCCUUCCGGUUCUACCUUCAAGUCGAGGUCGGCUGGCCGGCCAAAGUCAUUGACUUUGUUGAAACCGUAACGUCGCAGACGAACCAGUUCACGCUAAGCGUGACGGAGCUCGUCAUGCAGCAUAUGGAUUUUGGUACGAAGGAGUGGUAUACCAUCGAGCGGGGAAUGGAUAGACUCCCUGAGGCUAUGGCGCACGUUGUGGGUCUGGACAAUAUCACCUUCGGUGCACGUGUGUCAGGUAUCCGCAGUGUGAAUGGCGUCGUACACAUCGUCGCCAAAGGGUACGAUCAGAAUAUCGAAGCUGAUUUCGACAAGGUUCUCCUCGCUGUUCCGCCAGCUGCACUGAAGAUGAUAUCUGAUCGGCCUCGGUGGGGUAUCGAGAAGGAGAUGGCGAUCCGAUCGCUUCAUUUCGAGCCAUUGUACAAGAUGGGAAUGUUAUUCCGAACUCGUUUUUGGGAGAAGCACACACGGGGUGGGCAGUCGACUACCGAUUUGCCAAUUCGCUGGAUCGUCUAUCCAUCCAAUGGCAUCGGCUCUGAGGGUCCUGGCGCUCUCCUGCUAUACGCAUGGAUGACGGACGCUGAGACAUGGCUUCCACUUCAACUCCACGAACGUCGCAGCCUCGCCGUACACUGUCUCCAGCAGCUUUACCCGGAUGUCAACAUUGCAAGCCAACUGCUUGAGACUUUUGACGUCGCGUGGUCGGCCAAGUCUUCCACUGGCGAUGCCAUGUUUCUCCCCGGUCAAUUCACUGCUCGCUUUGACAUCGCGCACCAGCCGGAGUCUGCUAGUGGGGCGGGCACACCAAAUGUGUUCUUCGCGGGUGAGCAUCUCUCAAAACACCACACCUGGAUCGCCGGAGCUUUGGAGUCUGCCCUGUAUGCUGUCCGACAAAUAGUGCAGCAUGAGGUGCAGGCAUUGGAACCCGUCGUCGCCGAUCACUUCACGAUUGUUCCUGACGUCGUAUCACUUGCAAAAUUGCCCGUCGCCUUCAGCGAUAUGCUCUCCAUUGGAGAUCGGUCGGACAGUCUAAACGGCAUCACGCACGCCAACUUCGCGGUGGAUAUUGUGAAUGACGAAGCGAGCGGCACUGUCCAGGUACUUUCUUAGAGCUAUCAGCCUGAUCGUUCACAGCAACCCGACAAGGGGCGCUGCCGUCUCGGAGCGCAGACUCGCAACUGAGGAUUGCUUCGGGGCUGUAUCAUUAAGUGAGAAUUACGAAUGACUGUUGAGUAAUUUAGAUACUCUUCAGAAAAAUUUCUUCAAACUUGUACUAUCCAGAUUCCAGAACGUGCCGCUGUAUAAAUAAACAUUGAGCUUGAUGAAGUUGAGCACGAAA
Messenger RNA from Somion occarium, 2157 nucleotides. The record is from the annotation of a GenBank genome assembly. Lineage: Eukaryota; Fungi; Basidiomycota; Agaricomycetes; Polyporales; Cerrenaceae.